AUGGGACCCGCUGCCGUGCUGGGGCUCGGGGUGCUGAGCUGCCUGCUCCUGCACCCCCCGCUGCCUGUCGCCCUCCACUCAGGAGUGCCGGUGGCGGCCAAGUGCCCCCCGGGCUGGCUGGCACUCAGGGGGCACUGCUACGGCUACUUCGGACACGAACUGGCCUGGAGGAAGGCAGAGGCCUGGUGCCGAGCCACCGGCGACGGGUGCCACCUGGCCUCGCUGCCCAGCCGCGACGAGCACCGAGCCCUGGCAGCCUUCGUCGCCCAGCGCCAGCGCCAGGAGGAGGAGGAGGGCGACGUCUGGAUCGGGCUGCACCGCCGGGGUCCCGCCUGGCUGUGGGCGGACGGAGCCCCCCAGCGCUACUCAGCCUGGGACGAGGACGAUGCCCCCCCGGGGGGGCCCUGCGUGGCGCUGGAGGACUCGGCGGGGUUCCUGGCGUGGGACGACGAUGCCUGCGGGGAGAGGAAGCCUUUCCUCUGCAAGUGCACGGCUUAG
Dryobates pubescens (Downy woodpecker) is the source of this 498-nucleotide messenger RNA. Its product is annotated as dromaiocalcin-1-like. Gene Ontology annotation, molecular function: signaling receptor activity. The record is from RefSeq and is a predicted model, not a curated record. The transcript has 5 exons. The coding region runs from base 1 to 498 and encodes 165 amino acids. NCBI's taxonomy places the organism in Eukaryota, Metazoa, Chordata, Aves, Piciformes, Picidae.